This is a messenger RNA of Helicoverpa zea (corn earworm), 1254 nucleotides long. RefSeq lists its product as uncharacterized. The record is from RefSeq and is a predicted model, not a curated record. NCBI's taxonomy places the organism in Eukaryota, Metazoa, Arthropoda, Insecta, Lepidoptera, Noctuidae. Gene Ontology annotation, cellular component: dendrite; neuronal cell body; axon. Bases 1 to 1254 code for a protein of 417 amino acids. The transcript has a single exon. Gene Ontology annotation, biological process: sensory perception of taste.
AUGGACGAUGAUAAGGAACAAGAUAAUGAAUCAAAUUCUGUUAAGGAUGAUGUUAAGACGGACGACAAUCCAAAAAAGAAUAUGGUUGAAAUAAUAAACGGCAUGAAAACCGAAUUAAUCUUCGAAUACUGCUGUGGCAUCUACAGAUACCAACUCGUUGAUGGAGAGUUACAUCGAGCAAAUUGGAAGAGGAAAGCGCUAGGAACUUUAAUCAUUUUAAUCUAUACUAUUGUAUUUUUCUGGUUUCUCUUCAUGGAUCCCGACGACGAUGAUGGACAUUUCUUUAUGAGCACCAUCGACGAACUUCCGUCUGUUGUAGUGCUCUUUCAAUACGUUUCUUCAGUGAUCGCCAACAAUUUUAUUUUUAACUCAAAGAGUAUUCGUGUGAUUACCUUGCUUGCAGAAGUUGAUACGAUGCUGCAAGUGGAGAAGUUUGCAGAUUUCUAUAGGAAAAUCAGUUUUCGUCUCAAUAAAGUGGUAAUAUUCUUGAUUAUAUCACAUAUUGUUAAUACUGCAAUGGAUUUCUGUAGUGUGCAAGACGUCGCCUGGGGAAUUACCGUUUUACCUCUUUACUUCAUUCAAAGAGUCGAAAUCUUCAUUUUCUGUGGAGCCGUGUACAUGCUUAAAUGCAGAGUGAAGAUCAUCAACAAUUAUUUGAAAGAAUUCAUACAAAAACAAGAUAAGAAGAGCGUUACAGUUUUCACGGUAGGAAAAUCUAAACCGAAACCCGACACAACACUAAAUUACAUCGGUCGUCCUUCAAUAAGGAAUGCAAAAAUAAGAGAUUUGGCUACAGCCUACGAUAACAUUGGAGAAAUAUGUUCUAUGAUAACAGACGUUUACAACUUUCAAGUAUUCUUGACUCUUGUAUCUACAUUCUCCUACAUUGUCAUAACUAUAUGGACGUCGCUAAACUUCUACCGCAAACGUGAUUAUUGUAUAAGGCAAUUAAUAAACGUUAUGAUUUGGUGUUUUAAUAUGAUCUUCAAUGUGGCAGCUAUGUCGUUUACUUGCGAGAGAUUGCUUGUCGCUCGUACUGAGACUAGAACAUUGGUGAACAAGGUAAUAAUGAACUAUGAUCUGCCGAAGACGAUGAGAGUGCAAGCUAAAGCAUUUAUGGAACUCGUGGAGGCCUGGCCGUUGCGUAUCUAUGUAUACGAUAUGUUCUCCAUAGAUAUUACGCUGAUGUUGAAGUUUAUAAGCGUUGCAACGACUUAUUUAAUUGUUAUCAUUCAAAUAUCUCAUUUCCUCUAA